Molecule: messenger RNA, 701 nt
Organism: Saprolegnia diclina VS20
Lineage: Eukaryota; Oomycota; Saprolegniomycetes; Saprolegniales; Saprolegniaceae
Exons: 1
Coding region: 8-586 (192 amino acids)
Source: RefSeq, a predicted model, not a curated record
CCUCGUCAUGGAGCAUUUGGUUGAAGAGUACGUCAACAAGACCGAGUGCUACCCCGUCUCGGAGCGCCGCGCCCGCAUUCGAACCAUGCUCCUCGAGGUCACUCGGGCGCUGGAGCACCAUGGUAUUGAGUACUGGCUCGACAGCGGCUCACUUCUCGGCGCUGUGCGUGGUGGCGACAUCAUUCCUCACGACGUUGACGCCGACCUUGGCAUGACGCAAGCCUCGAUGGACGAGCUGCGGCGCACGAAUCUCUCGACGCUCUUGCCGCGCUACGAGCUUUUCCUGCGCGACAGUCCGCUGUACCAGGAUGGUCCAUUCCCUUACCUCCCAGGGCGGUUUGUCGACACGCACACGGGCCUGUACACGGACAUUUUCGAGUUCAUUCCGGCGCUUCGGCCGGCCAACAGCUCUUUCUCAACUGCAAAUGGCACGGUCGGCGCGCUGCUCAUGCCAUCAGUCAACGCAAUUGUCAACGGGACGAUUGAGAUGCUCGGGCCCGUAUCGUCGGGCUGCUGGUGGACGUGCAAAUACUGCGCUGCGUCGUGGCACUUUAGCAUCCCGCGCGACUGGGUCUUCCCGCUUUGACGAUGCUCGAUCGACGGCAUCGACGUGCUAUGUCCCGCGCAACCGGACAAGUACCUUACAAUGCUCUAUGGCGAGACGUACAUGAAGGUUUCCUAAUCCAAAUUCUAGAAUUGUC